Molecule: messenger RNA, 8248 nt
Organism: Balaenoptera musculus (blue whale)
Lineage: Eukaryota; Metazoa; Chordata; Mammalia; Artiodactyla; Balaenopteridae
Gene: CDYL2
Product: chromodomain Y like 2
Exons: 7
Coding region: 286-1737 (483 amino acids)
Cellular component (GO): nucleus
Molecular function (GO): transcription corepressor activity
Source: RefSeq, a predicted model, not a curated record
GGUUACGCCAGCCCCGCCGCCGCCCGCUCUGAUUCUGCGCAUAGGCAGCCCCCAAGCCUGUCAUUCUGCAAAAACACAGUUUACUCAACACACCACACACACACUCACACACACACACGCGCGCACACACACACGCGCACACUGCCCCCCUCGCGCACACGCACGGAGGGCGCGAGCGAGCAGACGCGCACACCCGGCGAGCCAAGUUCCGCAGCCUGGCAUGGCUUCUGGGGACCUUUACGAGGUUGAAAGGAUUGUAGACAAGAGGAAGAACAAGAAGGGAAAAUGGGGUAUCUGAUCCGGUGGAAAGGCUACGGGAGCACGGAGGACACGUGGGAGCCCGAGCACCACCUGCUGCAUUGUGAGGAGUUCAUUGAUGAGUUCAACGGGCUGCACCUGGCCAAGGACAAGAGGCUCAAGUCGGGGAAGCAGCCCGGCGCCUCCAAGCUUCUGCGCGACGCCCGAGGCCCCUCGGUCGAGAAGCUGUCCCACAGGCCCUCGGAAUCCGCCAAGAGCAAAGGGACUUCCCAUAAACGGAAGCGGAUCAACCCUUCCCUGUCCAAGCCGAAAAAAGGGUAUCCGGCCAAGCCCCCUGCAGGCGGGGACAGGGCCACCAAGACAGUGUCUUACAGGACUACCCCCAGUGGCCUGCAAAUAAUGCCCCUGAAAAAGGCGCAGAAUGGGAUGGAAAACGGGGACGCCGGCUCCGAGAAGGAAGAGAGGCAUUUUGGAAACGGGUCCCACCAGCCCGGCUUGGAUUUGAAUGACGUGGGUGAGCAGGACCUGGGCGACUGCCACGUGAGCCCCGCGGCGCUGGCGGAGAAUGGACUCGGCUCUGCUCUGACCAACGGGGGACUAAACCUGCACAGCCCGGUGAAGAGGAAGCUGGAAGCGGAGAAGGACUACGUCUUUGACAAGAGGCUCAGGUACAGCGUCCGCCAGAACGAAAGCAACUGUCGCUUUCGGGACAUUGUCGUGCGGAAGGAAGAGGGCUUCACGCACAUCCUGCUGUCCAGCCAGACCUCGGACAACAACGCGCUGACCCCUGAGAUCAUGAAGGAGGUGCGGCGCGCGCUCUGCAACGCGGCCACGGACGACAGCAAACUGCUGCUCCUCAGCGCCGUGGGCAGCGUGUUCUGCAGUGGCCUGGAUUACUCCUACCUAAUUGGCCGCUUGUCCAGUGACCGGAGGAAGGAGAGCACCCGGAUUGCAGAGGCCAUCAGGGACUUUGUGAAGGCCUUUAUCCAGUUUAAGAAGCCCAUCGUGGUGGCGAUCAAUGGGCCCGCGCUGGGCCUGGGCGCCUCCAUCCUGCCCCUCUGCGACAUCGUGUGGGCCAGCGAGAAAGCCUGGUUUCAGACCCCCUACGCCACCAUCCGCCUGACGCCCGCCGGCUGUUCCUCCUAUACCUUCCCCCAGAUCCUGGGUGUCGCACUGGCCAACGAGAUGCUCUUCUGCGGGCGGAAGCUCACCGCCCAGGAGGCGUGCAGCAGAGGCCUGGUGUCACAGGUCUUCUGGCCAACCACGUUCAGCCAGGAGGUCAUGCUGCGGGUCAAGGAGAUGGCCUCCUGCAGCGCGGUGGUGCUGGAGGAGUCGAAAUGCCUUGUCCGGAGCUUCCUGAAGUCGGUGCUUGAAGAUGUGAAUGAGAAAGAAUGCCUCAUGCUCAAACAGCUCUGGGGUUCCUCCAAAGGCCUGGAUUCCCUGUUCAGCUACCUGCAGGACAAAAUUUAUGAAGUCUGAGGGCCCAGUGCUCAAGGGCAGCUGACUUCCAGCUCUGCCCUGUGUUUCAGAAAUCAGAGCACAGUGUAUUCCCGGCCAAGGAGUCCGUCAGGGUGUCUCUCUAUACCUAGGGUCGUGUCCAUUUCCUCGUGUCCUUUGGUUGCUCCUCAUUGGUUUGGUUUUGUGUAACGAUGGGAAACGCAGCAUACUUGGCCUCCCCCGUGUCCCCACCCCAACUGGCUGGAGAGCUAUCGAGGGCUAUAUCUUCCCAGUCCUCUGCCAGGUGCCCUUGUCCUGUCCCCACUUGCUGAAAUGCACCAUCCUGGUCCAGGAAGGGGAAGACCCAUUUCUCCAUCCUUCUGACUCAGGCUGUGUCUACACAGUGCCUCUGUUUUGGAGACUUGGCUGCCAUGGCUCUGUCUGGUUAAGUACAGAUCCAGUGACAGGGGACGACCAAUCUUAGGGAAUUUCUAGACCCAUGAGCAGAACAAUUGUGUAGAUCCAGCCUCAGUCUCCUCUCUGAUGCAAAUCUGCAUGACUUUUAGGGCUUGGUCUUAAAACCCAAUUGAGUAAUUUACAAACCCAGAUAUUGUACAUUUAGGAGCAUUUUGUUAAAUAUAUAUUUUUAAAACAGUGUAAGUGGAAAUUCUGAUAAUUUAUGUGUAUUAUAUGUAAAGCUAGUUUUGCAAACACAUAACUACUAGGAAAAUGUUUUUUUUUUAACCCGACUUAUUUAAUUUAUUUAUUUUUGUUUAUAUAUUAUGGUAUCUGUUGUUCACACAGAUAUUAUUUUCAUACUGCCCUGGACCAAAUCCCAUACAAGGUUCAUGCCGUUUGGUGCAUUCUAGCAAUGAACCACGUAGAAAUAAAAUUCAGAGAGGUGAAAAUGGGAUUUCUGUGAAUAAAAGGAAUAGCUCUGCCCCAGAUUUCCUGCGUGUAAAACAGUUCUAUGACAAUUGAAUACUUGCUCUUAGGAGAAAUCAUGGAAGAGUUUUCUCUUCACUCUGUUCCCUUUAAGGAGAUAAAGGGGCUUCCAGCCUGAAUGGUCCUGGGGGCUCCAUAUUGUUGAGGGAGACUUUUUUCACUGGGGCAAAGGACUCCACUUGGAUUUCAGAGUCCCUUUCCUCCAUGUGGGUGGUGAUGUCUGGUUUGGGCCUUCCAGGGAGGUGGGGAAGAGUCCCCACUCUGAGCUGUCAGUAGAGGGUCUGAAUCUUUUUGCCUCCAGAAGCCCAGGCACUCCAUCUUUUUUCAGGUUGUUUGCUCCCAUCAGGGAGCAGUAACCAGGGAUGAGGCCUCCUGUCCCAGGGCACGUGGGCCGCAGGGGGGCUCCAGCAUUUGUAUUCAGACCAUCAGCCCAAAGUCCCUGGAUCAGCUGUGGCGAAGGAGGGGUUUUGGUUUUGGGUUUUGGUUUUGGUUGGAGAGGAGAAGGUAAACAUCAGAGUUCAAGCAGAGAAGCCACAGGACCAGGUUCUGUAUGAGGGUCGAGCACCAGAGAAAGUUAGGUUCCCAGAGGGGCGGGAUUUUUCCAUGUCCAUCACAAUCCCCCCGCCAGGUGUCCUCAAGGACCUCUGCGCACCCGUCUCCUACUGCCUCUGUUAGUCACCAGCCCCUCUUGACCCUUCCUCGGAGAAAGUGGAGUGGCACAGUGAGAGUUAGGCACAACUGGGGGAGGGGAGGCCUGCUGAGGGGGGGGGGAGGGUCAUUGUUACAGUUCUCUCUCCCUUUCUGGUCCUCUUCCCUCCUCUGAAGGCAGCUGGAUGCACCGGACUGGGCAGGUGGAGAGGACUCAUGGCCCUGAGCUUUGUGUUUCGGAGAACAGGUGGAGUGUCUGUAGCAGAACUAGAGACAUAGGCCUUUAAACAGUGAACCUGAGUUUACCUGGAUUCUCCACCCUUCAGAGGGUCUUGGUUCCCCCUGUUGAAAGCCUCUCUCCUUCUGAGUUUCCCCAUGACUUCCCGAGGGUCAGGGAAGAGGACAUGUCUCACUUUCUUCUCACUUCGGCCGGGGGACCGCCACCCUGGCUGAAUCCAGCCAGAGGAAGAUGGGGCUAAAGUCCUGUGUACCCUCCCCUUGCUCCAUGGGGGUUCCUGUAGGAACUGCAGACCUAGACGAUGGGGAGUUUCUACAGGGAGACACCUGCUCUUGUCCAAAUACCUGUUGUCACAUCUCAAUUUGGGUUUGUCUUUUCCUUUGAGAAAGCCAGUGUGUGCGCUGCCAAAGGCCCUAGACAACCUCACCCUUGACAGAUAACUUCUCCGCCAUCACUAAGUCAUCUGAAGAAAGAGCACCUCGUUUUCUUUUUACCUUCUAGGGACAGCCACGUUCAACGUCUCUAGAAGCAGUGUUAGGAUUCUCGUUGGAAUGGAAGAAGAUGUUUGGAAAUUCCUUUUGCUCAAUGCCCAUCUUUGUUCCCUGCUGAAAAAACCAGAAGUGUUUUAGCUUUGAACUAAAACAUAGCUUUGGAUCAUCAAAUCUAAACUUCUAAACACCUCAAGGAUCUCUGAUGAUGAGGUAGGAAUGUGAAACCAUCACUAAGGUGGAAUGCCUGGUGUUAACCUGUAGGUUCCGCGUAUAGCAGGAGGUGUUUUACAAGACAGUCUGUGUUUCGGUUGUUUCCAUACAGUCAGUUCUAGAAGGGUGUUCCACAAAUUGGGCAAAACUCAGUUACAUCUGUUCACUAUAGGGUAGACCAAACCACUGAAUUUUUCACUUUCUGGUUAGUUGUUUUGAUAAUAUACAGAUGAGAUCCAGGAAACUUCCAGCUGAUCAACCUGGGUUGGAAUUUGCCAGACCUGUUGUUGUGUCAGGGUUUAACCUCAUAGCUUUCUUGAGACAGGGUCCACUUUUUGUCUUCUACCCCAGGACCUUCUCUCCACCCGUAGGAUCCUUUCUCCCCUCUCUCUACUCUGCUUUGCCCCCUCCCCACCCAGGCGGUCACAUCCCAGAGCCUGGGCAGGUUCUUGGAGGAAUCAUGCUUGGUCUUGGUAGCCCCAUCCCAGAAUUACCUUUGGGGUUGGAAGAAGAGCUGUGGUGGGAAGAUGAGGGUACUUCUUUAGUCAAGGAGCCUUCUGGACAAUCCACUCUUUGCCAUCCUGUUAGCCAUGCGUUAGAACUCUCCUCUCCUCCAACCCCUGGUGAUUAGCAUCCAGCAUCUUGCAGCGGAACAUUUACGUUAACAGCCUUGUUCCAGGAGGACUUUUUGGAGAACUUUGCUAAGAUGGUCAGAACUCCUCACCAUUUGGAAGCCUCAGCCUAAGGUAGAUAUACCCAUAUGUCCCUUCCUGCUUUGAAAUAAUGUCUGUGGGGGAAAACCAUCAAAAGUGACCCUCUUGGAAUGAAAUUGGAUAACUCUGAGAAAGUAGUAGAGAAUUGAUUUUAAAUGUUAUUCUUGUUUGGUAUAAAGUAAACUAGGAAAUGUUCUCUCUGAAGCAUGAAAAUAUGUUUUUCCCAUAUGAAGUUUAGUAUGAGGAUGGAAAAAUGAUAAUCACAGUAGACUUUGAUCAAUGCAACUGUAUCUCCAGAUAUCCACGUUUAAAAAAUAGCCUUGACUGGAUGCUGAAUUGCAUUUCCCAUUAUUAAUUGUUGGUUUAAAAAAUUUUGUAAACUUUUUUUAAUUUGAAAUUUAGUCACGUUCAUGUUAUUUUCCAAUCUAGUUUCUGUGGAAAUUUUUUUAACAAAGAGAAACAAAUAGAAACAUCUUCAGAUCUUCCUAAGUGAAUAUUUAAAAUGCAGAAUUGCUUCUCUUCUGUGUUUCUGUAUUCAGAUACUUAGAUCUGUUGUAUAUAUUAAUUUAGACAUCCUCACUAAUAUACACAGUAUUUAAGACUCUAAAUGAGAUUUCUUAAGUAUUUUAUUUUAUUCUCUGUAAAUGGUUUUGUAUAAUCUUUAAAAAUCUACACUUUGCCUUUGUAGAUAUUUAACGGAAACCAUUUGGGGGUUGUCUUGCAUGUAUAUUUUUGUUGUAGAUAAGUGUUGCUUAGUUAUUUCUGCAAAUUUUGGUUGAAAUGCUUACAGACUUUAAUACAAUAUAUAUUUUCAGAAUAUAAACUUUUAUAUUUCUGUGGUAAGUUAGGAUAUGCGUUUUAGGCAAUCUUUUCCAUUAAUAUCACUUGUUCUUUCAAAAAAAUAGCAUUCUGGUUUGGUGCCAGUGGUUUUUUGUUUUUUGUUUUCCAUUAGAAUCUAGUGCUGUUAAAUUGUUAGAGAGCCGGUUAAUUUUCUUUUUCUCAAAGUAAUUGAGUUUGAAGUAUAAUUUGAAAAUGUAUUGAAUUUGUGAAUAAGCCUUACCAUUAGGAUCAGUAAAUUUUCCAACCUUUGCAACUACAUAUGUAGUUGAAGAUCUCCCCAUAAAUUCUCACUGUGUGCCAGUUGAUGGAGUUUGUGAACAGAGCCUUAAGCUUGUUGCAAAAAAAAAAAAAAAAAAAGGUAAUACGGGUUGUUUCUUCCAAGUAGCGUAAGCCAUGUGGAUGGACUCUGCAGUCUGUACGCCAUGGCUAAUCUGGAGAGUUUGGUUGAGUUGAUGGUGGCAGGGGCCAGAUAGACACCUUGGUGAUUGUCUUUGGCCAUACGAAGGGACCACAGACAGGUGUUCUGGAGCCACCUUCGUACUAUUCACGUGGUGUAGAUGUGGUCACAGGGAGGGCUGCUGGUUCAUCAUUUGUUUUGAACCAAUGGCAUUUUCUGCUCCUGACCUUGGUGGUUGACUCCAGGUUCCUUGCAGGUGACCUGGAAACAUCCAGUCUGGCUGUGGUCAGCACUCCUUGAGAGAUGUUAACAAAGUUUACAUGUGAGUCUUACUGUGUAGACAAUCUGAAGUCGCUUUCAGUUACAUAAUCCGCAUUCCCACGUGUCCUGAGUGUCUUAUCAGUGAAGUAGGUGCGUUAAGCCAUGCUGAACCUGAGUUUAGCAGGGCACAGGCAGACUAGAUGCACAACAUACACAUCAGCUGAGCCAGUCUGCCCGGGGCUGUUUGAAUGGCGUGUAAGUCAUGGAGCUUCCUGGCAGUGCAUCCACUGUGUCUGGGAUCUGAUAAAACCAACUAAAAUUUGGAACUUAAAUUUUUUUUUUUUUUAAAUUAUGAUUCUUUCCAGUUGACCCUGCUUACCUACUGGUUCUCCUUACCAAGGCUUUAAAGGUGAUCUUGAGACCAGGGCCAUAGAAUAGCUAAAGUCAAGUUAUUUGGUUCAUCUCAAAUAAGUGUUCAUAAAGUCAACUUAUCUCCCAUUAGGAUGGAGAUUUGCUUCAAAUAUUUGCAGUGUGUGUGUCAAUCAGAGAAACUGACAUCUAGUUUUAAGCUUCGGCUCUGGCAUCUCUGUGGGUUGACCCUGCCUCACUGGCCCAACACCUGGCCUCACGUUGGUGCUCAUUAAGGCGACUCUGGGAAGUUUGGAGGGUGUGGAGUUUUCCAUCUAGGAUUUAAUGUGUCCCUGUGCCGUUCGUCCCAGCUUGAAGUCAUUUGCUGAUGUCCAUGCUGACAGGAUUGUGAAAAUAUUGCCUUUCAUAAAACCAAGGACCAAAGAAUUCCAUUAUUCCAGCAAAGUACGAGUUUCAUAGAUUGUGGGCACAUCUAGGCAGAGAUGUACAUGCUUUAUGGCACAGAGAAACUGCUCCCAUCCACCGACCUCAUGCUCCCCCUGGCUGGCCCUACAGAAGGAUUUGUCGUCACCUUGAGAAGGCUCUGAAAGAUGAGCUUCUCGGAUUGAAAUGCACUGUCUCAGGUUGGUGUUUCUGCUGUGUAGUCCCAGCCUUUAUCCAUAUCAGUACCAUAAAGAGUGGAGGGCUGGCAUUCUUCAGGUUAUCUGAGCAGUGUGGACUGCUCCAUCUGAAUAGAAACCUCCAGCGUGAGUUCUUCAGAUGUGUCUACACUGAGCAGUGAGAUCCUGCAGUUGCUAAAUUUCCACCUCCUUUUGGUUCUCCAUCAACCCAUUCCACUUCCUGUUUAGCCCGAGAAGAAUUUUCUUCACUUCUCACACUAGGUGAUGCCCCAUCUUCAUCCAUGAUGAAAUCAUUCAUCCCUUAACCGGUUGAGAAAUGAUUGAUACUGAAGAAGUGGGAUUCUAGUGAUAAGGCUUAUUACCAAACCUCUGAUCAUGAAGCAGGCUACCAAAAACGUAUCCAGCCUACCCUGGGAGUGUUCGGAUUUGAUCAUGGAUCUAGCACACACACCAAAAUCCAAGGAGACCUUUGCAAAUUAGGCUACUCAUUUUCUUUCACCAGGUUAUCAUGGGAGAGUCUUUAACUAGUUCUGAAUAUCUGUAAGUAUGAGUAAUUCAUAGACUUAUAAAGCAGGUACAGCUGCCCCUUUCUCACCAUGCUGUAAAUAUUCCCUGAGAGUGGGUGCAGUACGGAGGGAUAAUAAUCUUCUGAUUUAUCAAAUGCUGACUGUCUAGAGCAAAUUGUACACUCUCUUUGUGAAUGGUCCUGUAACGUGUAUGAACACAUUUCUGGGUGCCUUAGAAGUUGUAUUUUUCAUGUGUGCUAAUAUGCAGUAUUUAUACAUUGUGAGAAGCUGCUUUGAAUAAAAAGGUUGAAACUU